GCGAAUUCCUCGGCCCUGGAGCGGAGAAACUCGCUGCAGGGAGAAGGUCGUGGUUCCUUUCGGACGGUCCGACGUGAUGGCAAGCAUCUUGUUGAACUCUGCUAAUAAACUGGCACUUGAGGCCUGGAUGGCAGAAACGGGCAUUGACCUUGUCCAGGUCAAUGGCCAACGUAAGUUUGGCGGACCCCCUCCAGGUUGGACAGGACCCCCACCCCUGAGUGGCACUGAAGUGUUCAUUGGAAAGUUACCCCAGGAUCUGUACGAGGACACACUGAUUCCGCUGUUUCAGUCUGCCGGCACGCUGUACGAGUUCCGCCUCAUGAUGACGUUCAGUGGGGAGAACCGUGGCUUUGCCUACGCCAAGUUCGCCAACCGCUGCUAUGCCCAGUGCGCCAUCGCCAUGUUCAAUGGUUACCGGAUUAGGGACGGCCGUCCCAUCCUGGUAUGCUGGAGCACCGAGAAGGACCAGCUUUGCGUUGGAGGCAUUCCGUUGUGCAGGAACAGGGAGGAGGUGCUGGGCGUGCUGAGGGAGCUGACCGAGGGAGUGUCAGAUUUAUCACUGCACCUGAGCCCAGAUCGGAAGAAGGAGAUGACCAAGUUUGCCGUGGUCAAGUAUGAGAGUCACCGGGCCGCAGCGUUGGCGAAGAAGAAACUGGUAGAAGACUGUAUUGAACUCUGGGGUCAACCCAUUGAAGUUAAUUGGGUGAAACCAGAUAGAGUGCACAAGCGUCUGUCCGACCCAUCACCCAGCCUCUCGCUGCCCGUGUUGCCAGGGAUGGCUGGAGAGCUUUGCUUGCCGCCAAUGUGUUGUGCACCCAGCCCUUCCGCUUCCACGGUAAAGAGGGGUAAGUUGCCCCAGCAACCAGAGUCAGAGGAAAGCUCGGCUCCACUGAAUGAGGGCUGUGGUCUCGUCAGCCUCCUAAACGCCUACUGCACAAAGAAGCGGCUGGGGGUCCCGAAAUAUCAUGUGCAGCCUCUGGGAUUGGAUGAGCAUUGCUUCUUGGUUAAGGUCUUCUUGCCAGGUCUUGAUGCCCAUUUCAGUUGGACAGUGAUGCUCACCCCAGGAGAUCGGGCCUUGGCCCAGGAUGUCCUGAGGGAAGAGGCUGCCCGUCAGGUCCUGAUGUUCUUGGGGUUUUGAUGGCUUUAAUCCGCCCCCCCCAAUACUCGAGAGAGCUGAACCUGAAUGACUGGUUUCUCUGAGCUACAUAUUUCCUGAA
Molecule: messenger RNA, 1217 nt
Organism: Hypanus sabinus (Atlantic stingray)
Lineage: Eukaryota; Metazoa; Chordata; Chondrichthyes; Myliobatiformes; Dasyatidae
Gene: dnd1
Product: DND microRNA-mediated repression inhibitor 1
Exons: 5
Coding region: 77-1138 (353 amino acids)
Biological process (GO): negative regulation of miRNA-mediated gene silencing; mRNA stabilization
Cellular component (GO): cytoplasm; nucleus
Molecular function (GO): mRNA binding
Source: RefSeq, a predicted model, not a curated record